CGCAGCAUUCACUACUAGUCACAGUUACCCCUGCUCCCUUCUCAGCACCUGACACACUUCUGCGUCCUCUUUUCCUUAUUCCCCAAAACCAUGGAAGACACUACAACAACGGAGGAUCUUACCGACGACCUCCAUAGCCUCAGCUUCACUUCCACCACCACCACCACCACCACCGCUGAAAUCAAACGCAGCACAAGCUUCAGCUCCUCCACCACCACCACCACCACCACCAUAAUAACCCCCUCAACCUCCUCCCACUUCAAGCCCCACCGCCCCCUCUCCCUCUCCCUCUCCGACCUCCGCUUCACGCGCCGCCUCGGCUCCGGCGACAUGAGCGCCGUCUACCUCGCCGUGCCCAAGGAAGGUAACGACGGCGCGGUGUUCGCGGCGAAGGUGAUGGAGAAGGAGGACUUGGCGAGAAGGAACAAGGAAGGGAGGGCGAGGACAGAGAGGGAAAUUCUUGAAAUGUUGGAUCAUCCUUUUCUUCCCACGCUCUACGCCUCCAUCCACACGCCUAAGUGGCUCUGUUUCUUGACGCUGUUCUGCCCCGGCGGUGACUUGCACGUCCUCCGCCAGCGAUUCCCCAACAAACGCUUCCUCGAAUCCGCCGUCAGAUUUUAUGCAUCGGAAGUGUUGUUGGCACUUGAAUACUUACACAUGUUGGGGGUAAUCUACCGCGACCUGAAGCCGGAAAACGUGUUAAUCCGAUCAGAUGGCCACAUAAUGCUCACAGACUUCGACCUUUCCUUAAAAUGCGACGAUUCCACAUCAACGGCACAAAUCAUCUCCGAUCAAAAAACCCUUCCCACAGUCCCACGCAACAAUUCCCACGUGGAACCCGCACGUGCCACCUCUUCUUCAUGCAUGAUCUCCAACUGCAUAGUCCCAACGGCAUCGUGCUUCAACCCAAAACGCAGCCGAAAAAAGAAACAAACACAUUUUAACGGGCCCACCUUCGUGGCCGAACCCGUUAACGUCCGGUCCAUGUCGUUCGUGGGGACCCACGAGUACUUGGCGCCGGAGAUCGUGUCCGGUGAGGGACAUGGUAGCGCCGUGGACUGGUGGACGUUGGGAAUAUUCAUGUUUGAACUGUUUUAUGGUGUGACACCAUUCAAGGGCAUGGACCACGAGCUAACCCUAGCGAACGUUGUGGCUCGGGCCCUCGAGUUCCCGAAGGAACCCGCGGCUUCCGCCGCCAUGAAAGACCUUAUUUCGCAGCUGCUGGUUAAGGACCCGGCGAAGAGGCUGGGGUCGGUGAUGGGGGCUUCGGCCAUCAAGCAGCACCCGUUUUUUCAAGGCGUGAAUUGGGCGUUGCUGAGGUGUACGCCUCCACCCUUUGUACCCCCUCCUAGUAGUGCGAAUGCUGUAUAUGAUGAUCAUGAAAGUUGUCCUGAGAUUUUCAUUGACUGUUUUUAAUGGAAAGGAAAUUUCAGCCAUAUAUGAUACCUUCAUAAAACUGUUUUGUUAUUAUUAUUAUGGAAUGGUGCAUGUGUAUCCCUAUUUCUAUUAGGUUAAAUUUAAUAUUUUUUGUAA
This is a messenger RNA of Glycine soja, 1533 nucleotides long. Its product is annotated as serine/threonine-protein kinase D6PKL1-like. Lineage: Eukaryota; Viridiplantae; Streptophyta; Magnoliopsida; Fabales; Fabaceae. The record is from RefSeq and is a predicted model, not a curated record. Gene Ontology annotation, biological process: protein phosphorylation. Bases 91 to 1416 code for a protein of 441 amino acids. Gene Ontology annotation, cellular component: cytoplasm; nucleus; plasma membrane. Gene Ontology annotation, molecular function: protein serine/threonine kinase activity; ATP binding. The transcript is spliced from 2 exons.